Messenger RNA from Aricia agestis (brown argus), 1706 nucleotides. Its product is annotated as G-protein coupled receptor Mth2-like. Bases 125 to 1624 code for a protein of 499 amino acids. Gene Ontology annotation, biological process: cell surface receptor signaling pathway. The record is from RefSeq and is a predicted model, not a curated record. Lineage: Eukaryota; Metazoa; Arthropoda; Insecta; Lepidoptera; Lycaenidae. Gene Ontology annotation, molecular function: G protein-coupled receptor activity. The transcript has 8 exons. Gene Ontology annotation, cellular component: membrane.
UAGGAAUACUCUGUGGUCAUGGUACAUAAUAUUGUUAUUUAUGUUCACAGUUACAAGAUUUAGUUCAGUGGUUUUCCUCUCUUUAUUAGGAACACAUACUAAAAGAUAGUCCGUGUGUAUUAAAAUGAUAUUGUUCGUUGUAAUUUUUACUUUGUGGCCACGAUUAGACUUAACUGUUAGCGCUGCGGAUUCGUCUAGCCCCGUCAGCUACGUUGACCAAACCGAAAGUGCCAUAAUAUGUGCCAGCAAGACCUGUAUUAACAGAUGCUGCGCGGAAGGAGAGUAUUUGCAGUGUGACAGUGAAACCUAUGUGUGUAGUUGUAAUAUCCAUGAUGUUGUUUAUGACUUCUCGACUGUACAACUGUACAGCAACAAGAUUUACGGUGAAAAAGUGGAUACAAAAUUUACGGAGGCUUUUGUUGUUAUACCAUCGUUUUUUUCCAAUGCAAGUGAUGAAUUCAAGAUGAACGGUAUAUCUUCGUCCAAAUUACCACAAUCAAGAACAUACCUCGGAACGGACGGGAAGCUUCAACUGGAAAGUCCGAACGCUUACGAGAGAUGGACUAUUUAUGGUACUGAUAACUAUUGCGUUGAUUUCGUGGAUACUGAUUACGACUUCUAUGUUCUACUUUUGUCACUUCCGGAAACAGAUAACACGAUAUACGUAUAUGCAAUGUUUGUUUCGUCAUUUUUUCUGAUGUUGGUACUUGUGGUGUAUGCGCUUCUACCCGACCUGCGGAACCUACCAGGGAAGAUACUUAUGGCCUACGUAUUAAGUCAAAUAAUCGCAUUCAUCUCCCUCAGUAUGAUACAAAUUUUAUCUUUCUUGCCGCCUAUCUCCUGUGUAAUUCUGACUGCAAUCGUAUAUGACAGUUUUUUGUCAAGCUUUUGUUGGAUGAACGUUAUGUCUUACGACAUAUUUUGGACGUUUCGGAGUUACGCGAAAGCACGCGUGCACCGAACCGGGGAGAACUUCAAGUUCGCGAUGUACUGUCUGUACGCGUGGGGAGUGCCGCUGGCGCUGACCGCCAUGAUGCUCAUGAUGCAAUACGCCGACUUCUCUGACAAACCUUGGAUUAUAAAACCGCUGAUAAACGAUAGGGGAUGCUUUUUAAUGGAGGGUCAAAAAUUUGUGUACUUGUAUCUGCCCAUUCUGAUACUGAUAAUAUGCAACUGGGUGUUCUUCCUGCUGACCGUGUUCAACAUCUGGCGAGUGAGCCGCGCCACGGCAGUGGUGCGCUCUCCUGCGUCCGGCAACGCCGCGGCCCAUCGCGCUCACAAACUUAGGUUCGUCCUCUACAUCAAACUGUCAUUGAUAAUGGGGGUGAACUGGCUUCUCGAAGUCAUCAGUUCAUUCUACCCUCAGCUCAACGGGUGGUGGGUCACCGACAUGUACAAUCUUCUCAUCGGCUUUUUCAUAUUCCUUAUAUUUGUACUCAGAAUGAAAAUUUACAAGGACCUCCAAGCAAAGUUCAGCCGCGUCCGCCUGAACCGCUGGUCGGCGACCAACAGCACUAUCAACAGUACGACGACGACGUCAGACGUCAGUCAGGACAUCACCCUGCAGGUGUCGCAGCAUCCUCGCGGUUCUGGUCGAGACAAAAACUUUGAGAGAAACAUUUGAAAAUAAAGAUAAGUGCGUUUUACUCAUAACUGUAACCCUUUUCUCUUACUGAGAAGCUCAUUUCAUCAGAAUUGAUUGAUGU